This is a messenger RNA of Dichotomopilus funicola, 612 nucleotides long. RefSeq names its product Ctr copper transporter family-domain-containing protein. Gene Ontology annotation, biological process: copper ion transmembrane transport. Gene Ontology annotation, molecular function: copper ion transmembrane transporter activity. Lineage: Eukaryota; Fungi; Ascomycota; Sordariomycetes; Sordariales; Chaetomiaceae. The record is from RefSeq and is a predicted model, not a curated record. The transcript has 4 exons. The coding region runs from base 1 to 612 and encodes 203 amino acids. Gene Ontology annotation, cellular component: plasma membrane.
AUGGAACACGGGGGAAUGACGAUGGCGACGACAACGACGGCAGCUGCCGGCACCGCGGCUACAGGGGCCGCCCAAAGCAUGGGCGGUAUGGGUGGCAUGGGAGGAGGGAACGGUUGCAAAAUUUCUAUGCUCUGGAAUUGGAACACCAUCGAUUCAUGUUUCCUUGCCUCAUCGUGGAAGAUCACGUCCAACGCCGUCUUUGCCGGCUCCUGCAUUGGUGUUGUCCUUCUCGUCAUCGUCCUCGAGAUGCUGCGCCGUGGCGUCAAGGAGUACGACCGCUUCUUGAUCAAGAAGCAUGCCGCAUCUCUCCUCGUCACCUCUGCGGCCUCCAAAAUUAUCUCCGAGGAGGGCACUCCUGCUCGCAAUUGCGCCCCGGCUGUCAGCAAGGGCUACCGGCCUAGCAUUUUUGAACAGGCUAUUCGAGCACUCUUGCAUAUGUUGCAGUUUGCUGUUGCUUACUUCGUCAUGCUGCUCGCCAUGUACUACAAUGGUUACAUCAUUAUUUGCAUCUUCAUCGGCGCGUAUCUUGGGAGUUUCAUCUUCCACUGGGAGCCUUUGGGAGGUGUACAGCAAACAAGUGCGUCUCAAGAGGCCACCGUUUGCUGCGGCUAA